AUGCGCAACUUUCCUCCAUGCCAUAUCGUUCCAGCUGCUGCUGCCUGCCACCCCAGGAGGAAGAGGGGGAAGGAAGGGGGCAUCUUUGAGGCGCCUCACAACCCUGCCUGCAAUGCAAUCCGCCCGUCCCACUUGGCCCCGUUUGCUGCUGUCCAGAAGGUGCCCCACCUCUUGGAGCGAAUCAUCACCUGCAGCAGGGGGGGCCGGGGGAGCAAAGGGAAGGGGAUUUUGGACGGUUUAAAUGCAAUGCGCCCCUCCCACUUCGCCCCGUUUGCUGCUGUCCACCAGGUGCCCCACCUCUUGGAGCGAAUCAUCACCUGUAGGCAGCAGGGGGGGAAGGGUGGAAGGGAGGAGGGGGUUUUGAGGGUUAAGAAUCUAAGAUGGGACAGAGGGAGAGAAAGAUUUGCUGCUGUCCGCCAGGUAACCCACCUCUUGGACCGUAUCCCACCUCUUGGACCGUAUCAUCACCUGCAGCAGGGGGAGGCGAGGGAGCAAGGGAGGAGGGGAUGGGGAGGUGUGGAGGGAAGUGGGGGGGAAAGGGAGCAAGUUUUCUCCCAUUUCGCCCCGUUCGCUGCUGUCCACCAGGUAUCCCACCUCUUGGACCGUAUCAUCACCUGCAGCAGGGGGAGGCGAGGGAGCAAGGGAGGAGGGGAUGGGGAGGUGUGGAGGGAAGUGGGGGGGAAAGGGAGCAAGUUUGCUCUCACUUCGCCCCGUUCGCUGCUGUCCACCAGGUAUCCCACCUCUUGGACCGUAUCAUCACCUGCAGCAGGGGGAGGCGAGGGAGCAAGGGAGGAGGGGAUGGGGAGGUGUGGAGGGAAGUGGGGGGGAAAGGGAGCAAGUUUGCUCUCACUUCGCCCCGUUCGCUGCUGUCCACCAGGUAUCCCACCUCUUGGACCGUAUCAUCACCUGCAGCAGGGGGAGGCGAGGGAGCAAGGGAGGAGGGGAUGGGGAGGUGUGGAGGGAAGUGGGGGGGAAAGGGAGCAAGUUUGCUCUCACUUCGCCCCAUUCGCUGCUGUCCACCAGGUAUCCCACCUCUUGGACCGUAUCAUCACCUGCAGCAGGGGGAGGCGAGGGAGCAAGGGAGGAGGGGAUGGGGAGGUGUGGAGGGAAGUGGGGGGGAAAGGGAGCAAGUUUGCUCUCACUUCGCCCCGUUCGCUGCUGUCCACCAGGUAUCCCACCUCUUGGACCGUAUCAUCACCUGCAGCAGGGGGAGGCGAGGGAGCAAGGGAGGAGGGGAUGGGGAGGUGUGGAGGGAAGUGGGGGGGAAAGGGAGCAAGUUUGCUCUCACUUCGCCCCAUUCGCUGCUGUCCACCAGGUAUCCCACCUCUUGGACCGUAUCAUCACCUGCAGCAGGGGGAGGCGAGGGAGCAAGGGAGGAGGGGAUGGGGAGGUGUGGAGGGAAGUGGGGGGGAAAGGGAGCAAGUUUGCUCUCACUUCGCCCCGUUCGCUGCUGUCCACCAGGUAUCCCACCUCUUGGACCGUAUCAUCACCUGCAGCAGGGGGAGGCGAGGGAGCAAGGGAGGAGGGGAUGGGGAGGUGUGGAGGGAAGUGGGGGGGAAAGGGAGCAAGUUUGCUCUCACUUCGCCCCGUUCGCUGCUGUCCACCAGGUAUCCCACCUCUUGGACCGUAUCAUCACCUGCAGCAGGGGGAGGCGAGGGAGCAAGGGAGGAGGGGAUGGGGAGGUGUGGAGGGAAGUGGGGGGGAAAGGGAGCAAGUUUGCUCUCACUUCGCCCCGUUCGCUGCUGUCCACCAGGUAUCCCACCUCUUGGACCGUAUCAUCACCUGCAGCAGGGGGAGGCGAGGGAGCAAGGGAGGAGGGGAUGGGGAGGUGUGGAGGGAAGUGGGGGGGAAAGGGAGCAAGUUUGCUCUCACUUCGCCCCGUUCGCUGCUGUCCACCAGGUAUCCCACCUCUUGGACCGUAUCAUCACCUGCAGCAGGGGGAGGCGAGGGAGCAAGGGAGGAGGGGAUGGGGAGGUGUGGAGGGAAGUGGGGGGGAAAGGGAGCAAGUUUGCUCUCACUUCGCCCCGUUCGCUGCUGUCCACCAGGUAUCCCACCUCUUGGACCGUAUCAUCACCUGCAGCAGGGGGAGGCGAGGGAGCAAGGGAGGAGGGGAUGGGGAGGUGUGGAGGGAAGUGGGGGGGAAAGGGAGCAAGUUUGCUCUCACUUCGCCCCGUUCGCUGCUGUCCACCAGGUAUCCCACCUCUUGGACCGUAUCAUCACCUGCAGCAGGGGGAGGCGAGGGAGCAAGGGAGGAGGGGAUGGGGAGGUGUGGAGGGAAGUGGGGGGGAAAGGGAGCAAGUUUGCUCUCACUUCGCCCCAUUCGCUGCUGUCCACCAGGUAUCCCACCUCUUGGACCGUAUCAUCACCUGCAGCAGGGGGAGGCGAGGGAGCAAGGGAGGAGGGGAUGGGGAGGUGUGGAGGGAAGUGGGGGGGAAAGGGAGCAAGUUUGCUCUCACUUCGCCCCGUUCGCUGCUGUCCACCAGGUAUCCCACCUCUUGGACCGUAUCAUCACCUGCAGCAGGGGGAGGCGAGGGAGCAAGGGAGGAGGGGAUGGGGAGGUGUGGAGGGAAGUGGGGGGGAAAGGGAGCAAGUUUGCUCUCACUUCGCCCCGUUCGCUGCUGUCCACCAGGUAUCCCACCUCUUGGACCGUAUCAUCACCUGCAGCAGGGGGAGGCGAGGGAGCAAGGGAGGAGGGGAUGGGGAGGUGUGGAGGGAAGUGGGGGGGAAAGGGAGCAAGUUUGCUCUCACUUCGCCCCGUUCGCUGCUGUCCACCAGGUAUCCCACCUCUUGGACCGUAUCAUCACCUGCAGCAGGGGGAGGCGAGGGAGCAAGGGAGGAGGGGAUGGGGAGGUGUGGAGGGAAGUGGGGGGGAAAGGGAGCAAGUUUGCUCUCACUUCGCCCCGUUCGCUGCUGUCCACCAGGUAUCCCACCUCUUGGACCGUAUCAUCACCUGCAGCAGGGGGAGGCGAGGGAGCAAGGGAGGAGGGGAUGGGGAGGUGUGGAGGGAAGUGGGGGGGAAAGGGAGCAAGUUUGCUCUCACUUCGCCCCGUUCGCUGCUGUCCACCAGGUAUCCCACCUCUUGGACCGUAUCAUCACCUGCAGCAGGGGGAGGCGAGGGAGCAAGGGAGGAGGGGAUGGGGAGGUGUGGAGGGAAGUGGGGGGGAAAGGGAGCAAGUUUGCUCUCACUUCGCCCCGUUCGCUGCUGUCCACCAGGUAUCCCACCUCUUGGACCGUAUCAUCACCUGCAGCAGGGGGAGGCGAGGGAGCAAGGGAGGAGGGGAUGGGGAGGUGUGGAGGGAAGCGGGGGGGAAAGGGAGCAAGUUUGCUCUCACUUCGCCCCGUUCGCUGCUGUCCACCAGGUAUCCCACCUCUUGGACCGUAUCAUCACCUGCAGCAGGGGGAGGCGAGGGAGCAAGGGAGGAGGGGAUGGGGAGGUGUGGAGGGAAGUGGGGGGGAAAGGGAGCAAGUUUGCUCUCACUUCGCCCCGUUCGCUGCUGUCCACCAGGUAUCCCACCUCUUGGACCGUAUCAUCACCUGCAGCAGGGGGAGGCGAGGGAGCAAGGGAGGAGGGGAUGGGGAGGUGUGGAGGGAAGUGGGGGGGAAAGGGAGCAAGUUUGCUCUCACUUCGCCCCGUUCGCUGCUGUCCACCAGGUAUCCCACCUCUUGGACCGUAUCAUCACCUGCAGCAGGGGGAGGCGAGGGAGCAAGGGAGGAGGGGAUGGGGAGGUGUGGAGGGAAGUGGGGGGGAAAGGGAGCAAGUUUGCUCUCACUUCGCCCCGUUCGCUGCUGUCCACCAGGUAUCCCACCUCUUGGACCGUAUCAUCACCUGCAGCAGGGGGAGGCGAGGGAGCAAGGGAGGAGGGGAUGGGGAGGUGUGGAGGGAAGUGGGGGGGAAAGGGAGCAAGUUUGCUCUCACUUCGCCCCGUUCGCUGCUGUCCACCAGGUAUCCCACCUCUUGGACCGUAUCAUCACCUGCAGCAGGGGGAGGCGAGGGAGCAAGGGAGGAGGGGAUGGGGAGGUGUGGAGGGAAGUGGGGGGGAAAGGGAGCAAGUUUGCUCUCACUUCGCCCCAUUCGCUGCUGUCCACCAGGUAUCCCACCUCUUGGACCGUAUCAUCACCUGCAUCAGGGGGAGGCGAGGGAGCAAGGGAGGAGGGGAUGGGGAGGUGUGGAGGGAAGUGGGGGGGAAAGGGAGCAAGUUUGCUCUCACUUCGCCCCGUUCGCUGCUGUCCACCAGGUAUCCCACCUCUUGGACCGUAUCAUCACCUGCAGCAGGGGGAGGCGAGGGAGCAAGGGAGGAGGGGAUGGGGAGGUGUGGAGGGAAGUGGGGGGGAAAGGGAGCAAGUUUGCUCUCACUUCGCCCCGUUCGCUGCUGUCCACCAGGUAUCCCACCUCUUGGACCGUAUCAUCACCUGCAGCAGGGGGAGGCGAGGGAGCAAGGGAGGAGGGGAUGGGGAGGUGUGGAGGGAAGUGGGGGGGAAAGGGAGCAAGUUUGCUCUCACUUCGCCCCGUUCGCUGCUGUCCACCAGGUAUCCCACCUCUUGGACCGUAUCAUCACCUGCAGCAGGGGGAGGCGAGGGAGCAAGGGAGGAGGGGAUGGGGAGGUGUGGAGGGAAGUGGGGGGGAAAGGGAGCAAGUUUGCUCUCACUUCGCCCCGUUCGCUGCUGUCCACCAGGUAUCCCACCUCUUGGACCGUAUCAUCACCUGCAGCAGGGGGAGGCGAGGGAGCAAGGGAGGAGGGGAUGGGGAGGUGUGGAGGGAAGUGGGGGGGAAAGGGAGCAAGUUUGCUCUCACUUCGCCCCGUUCGCUGCUGUCCACCAGGUAUCCCACCUCUUGGACCGUAUCAUCACCUGCAGCAGGGGGAGGCGAGGGAGCAAGGGAGGAGGGGAUGGGGAGGUGUGGAGGGAAGUGGGGGGGAAAGGGAGCAAGUUUGCUCUCACUUCGCCCCGUUCGCUGCUGUCCACCAGGUAUCCCACCUCUUGGACCGUAUCAUCACCUGCAGCAGGGGGAGGCGAGGGAGCAAGGGAGGAGGGGAUGGGGAGGUGUGGAGGGAAGUGGGGGGGAAAGGGAGCAAGUUUGCUCUCACUUCGCCCCGUUCGCUGCUGUCCACCAGGUAUCCCACCUCUUGGACCGUAUCAUCACCUGCAGCAGGGGGAGGCGAGGGAGCAAGGGAGGAGGGGAUGGGGAGGUGUGGAGGGAAGUGGGGGGGAAAGGGAGCAAGUUUGCUCUCACUUCGCCCCGUUCGCUGCUGUCCACCAGGUAUCCCACCUCUUGGACCGUAUCAUCACCUGCAGCAGGGGGAGGCGAGGGAGCAAGGGAGGAGGGGAUGGGGAGGUGUGGAGGGAAGUGGGGGGGAAAGGGAGCAAGUUUGCUCUCACUUCGCCCCGUUCGCUGCUGUCCACCAGGUAUCCCACCUCUUGGACCGUAUCAUCACCUGCAGCAGGGGGAGGCGAGGGAGCAAGGGAGGAGGGGAUGGGGAGGUGUGGAGGGAAGUGGGGGGGAAAGGGAGCAAGUUUGCUCUCACUUCGCCCCGUUCGCUGCUGUCCACCAGGUAUCCCACCUCUUGGACCGUAUCAUCACCUGCAGCAGGGGGAGGCGAGGGAGCAAGGGAGGAGGGGAUGGGGAGGUGUGGAGGGAAGUGGGGGGGAAAGGGAGCAAGUUUGCUCUCACUUCGCCCCGUUCGCUGCUGUCCACCAGGUAUCCCACCUCUUGGACCGUAUCAUCACCUGCAGCAGGGGGAGGCGAGGGAGCAAGGGAGGAGGGGAUGGGGAGGUGUGGAGGGAAGUGGGGGGGAAAGGGAGCAAGUUUGCUCUCACUUCGCCCCGUUCGCUGCUGUCCACCAGGUAUCCCACCUCUUGGACCGUAUCAUCACCUGCAGCAGGGGGAGGCGAGGGAGCAAGGGAGGAGGGGAUGGGGAGGUGUGGAGGGAAGUGGGGGGGAAAGGGAGCAAGUUUGCUCUCACUUCGCCCCGUUCGCUGCUGUCCACCAGGUAUCCCACCUCUUGGACCGUAUCAUCACCUGCAGCAGGGGGAGGCGAGGGAGCAAGGGAGGAGGGGAUGGGGAGGUGUGGAGGGAAGCGGGGGGGAAAGGGAGCAAGUUUGCUCUCACUUCGCCCCGUUCGCUGCUGUCCACCAGGUAUCCCACCUCUUGGACCGUAUCAUCACCUGCAGCAGGGGGAGGCGAGGGAGCAAGGGAGGAGGGGAUGGGGAGGUGUGGAGGGAAGUGGGGGGGAAAGGGAGCAAGUUUGCUCUCACUUCGCCCCAUUCGCUGCUGUCCACCAGGUAUCCCACCUCUUGGACCGUAUCAUCACCUGCAGCAGGGGGAGGCGAGGGAGCAAGGGAGGAGGGGAUGGGGAGGUGUGGAGGGAAGUGGGGGGGAAAGGGAGCAAGUUUGCUCUCACUUCGCCCCGUUCGCUGCUGUCCACCAGGUAUCCCACCUCUUGGACCGUAUCAUCACCUGCAGCAGGGGGAGGCGAGGGAGCAAGGGAGGAGGGGAUGGGGAGGUGUGGAGGGAAGUGGGGGGGAAAGGGAGCAAGUUUGCUCUCACUUCGCCCCGUUCGCUGCUGUCCACCAGGUAUCCCACCUCUUGGACCGUAUCAUCACCUGCAGCAGGGGGAGGCGAGGGAGCAAGGGAGGAGGGGAUGGGGAGGUGUGGAGGGAAGCGGGGGGGAAAGGGAGCAAGUUUGCUCUCACUUCGCCCCGUUCGCUGCUGUCCACCAGGUAUCCCACCUCUUGGACCGUAUCAUCACCUGCAGCAGGGGGAGGCGAGGGAGCAAGGGAGGAGGGGAUGGGGAGGUGUGGAGGGAAGUGGGGGGGAAAGGGAGCAAGUUUGCUCUCACUUCGCCCCGUUCGCUGCUGUCCACCAGGUAUCCCACCUCUUGGACCGUAUCAUCACCUGCAGCAGGGGGAGGCGAGGGAGCAAGGGAGGAGGGGAUGGGGAGGUGUGGAGGGAAGUGGGGGGGAAAGGGAGCAAGUUUGCUCUCACUUCGCCCCAUUCGCUGCUGUCCACCAGGUAUCCCACCUCUUGGACCGUAUCAUCACCUGCAGCAGGGGGAGGCGAGGGAGCAAGGGAGGAGGGGAUGGGGAGGUGUGGAGGGAAGUGGGGGGGAAAGGGAGCAAGUUUGCUCUCACUUCGCCCCGUUCGCUGCUGUCCACCAGGUAUCCCACCUCUUGGACCGUAUCAUCACCUGCAGCAGGGGGAGGCGAGGGAGCAAGGGAGGAGGGGAUGGGGAGGUGUGGAGGGAAGUGGGGGGGAAAGGGAGCAAGUUUGCUCUCACUUCGCCCCGUUCGCUGCUGUCCACCAGGUAUCCCACCUCUUGGACCGUAUCAUCACCUGCAGCAGGGGGAGGCGAGGGAGCAAGGGAGGAGGGGAUGGGGAGGUGUGGAGGGAAGUGGGGGGGAAAGGGAGCAAGUUUGCUCUCACUUCGCCCCGUUCGCUGCUGUCCACCAGGUAUCCCACCUCUUGGACCGUAUCAUCACCUGCAGCAGGGGGAGGCGAGGGAGCAAGGGAGGAGGGGAUGGGGAGGUGUGGAGGGAAGUGGGGGGGAAAGGGAGCAAGUUUGCUCUCACUUCGCCCCGUUCGCUGCUGUCCACCAGGUAUCCCACCUCUUGGACCGUAUCAUCACCUGCAGCAGGGGGAGGCGAGGGAGCAAGGGAGGAGGGGAUGGGGAGGUGUGGAGGGAAGUGGGGGGGAAAGGGAGCAAGUUUGCUCUCACUUCGCCCCGUUCGCUGCUGUCCACCAGGUAUCCCACCUCUUGGACCGUAUCAUCACCUGCAGCAGGGGGAGGCGAGGGAGCAAGGGAGGAGGGGAUGGGGAGGUGUGGAGGGAAGUGGGGGGGAAAGGGAGCAAGUUUGCUCUCACUUCGCCCCGUUCGCUGCUGUCCACCAGGUAUCCCACCUCUUGGACCGUAUCAUCACCUGCAGCAGGGGGAGGCGAGGGAGCAAGGGAGGAGGGGAUGGGGAGGUGUGGAGGGAAGUGGGGGGGAAAGGGAGCAAGUUUGCUCUCACUUCGCCCCGUUCGCUGCUGUCCACCAGGUAUCCCACCUCUUGGACCGUAUCAUCACCUGCAGCAAAGGGGAAGAGGGGCAAGGGAGGGCCAGCUAG
This is a messenger RNA of Closterium sp. Naga37s-1, 8100 nucleotides long. The record is from the annotation of a GenBank genome assembly. Lineage: Eukaryota; Viridiplantae; Streptophyta; Zygnematophyceae; Desmidiales; Closteriaceae.